AUGAAGUUGUCCACAUCCGUCGCUUCCUUGGCCGCUACCGCUGGUUUGGCACAGGCCGACCAAUUGACUCCAGAACAGAACGCUGUUUUGAUUGUUCUGUUCAAAGAUGUUUUCAAGAACUUUCCAAAGUACGGUUCUUGGUUCAUGAGCUCUGGGUUUGGUGUUCCAAACAACAUCAUUGAAGUUUACGAAGCUGCUCAUACCUACACUGACGAUUCUUUCUCCACCAUGUUGACUUCCUUGGAGAUGAGUCAAAUCAUGCCUAUGGUUACCGCUGUCCCAUGGUACAGCAGUUACUUGUCUGCUGAGGUUGCCGCUGCCCUAGCUCCAUUCCAAACCACUGUGACCCACACUUCAAGCUCUUCUCCAGCUGCCCCAACCACUACCAGCACCACUUCUUCCACUACUACUGAUGCACCAACAACUUCGUCUACCCCAACCACCACUGCUGCUCCAUCCACUACCGCUGAUGGAUGGACCACUCUUCCAGUUGAAGACCCUAUGGUUCAAAGCAUGGAGCUGGCCGUCUACGUUAAAGACAUCAACGCCAACAUGCAGCAAUACCUUAACUUCCAACAAGCCAACCCAGGCCAGCCAUACCCUCCUGCUAUUGCCCAAGCCGUCAUGCACGCCAUGAUGGGCCAACCAGAGUCUGAGUACAUGACCCUUUUGACUGGUAUUGACCCAGCGACUGUGCAAAUGAUGUUGAGCGGUGUCCCAUGGUACUCCACCAGAUUGGAACAGGCCUUGGAUGCUACCUUCAGAGCCAGACACGUUGUUGUCAAGACUGCUGCCCCAGGUGAAUCCUCUGCCGCUGCUUCUUCCGUUGUUUCCUCUACUGCUGCAUCAUCUGCCGCUGCUUCCUCUGCCGCUGCUUCUUCCGUUGUUUCUUCUGCUCCAGUCUCUUCUGUUGCGGCAUCCUCUGCUCCAGUUUCUUCUGUUGUGGCAUCCUCUGCUGCUGCUUCUUCCGUCGUUUCUUCUGCUCCACGUGUCUUCCGUUGCUGUUUCUCCGUUUCCGCUGCUCCAACUGAAAGGAACACCACUUACGGUGUCUCCACCCAAUGGACUACUGCUACCUCUUUGUACCACAACACCACGACGGUGAACAGUUGUCCAUCUGAGAGCGCCAAGACUGCGACAACGACUACCGGGAAGACCGACACAUUGACGUCCACUGUUUGUGACGAAGUGUGCCACUCCAAGAAGUCUGAAGAAGCCAAGAGAACCGCCACUGCCACUGAGGUGAACACAUCCACUGUCACUGCCACUGUCUGUGACGAAGUGUGCCACUCCAAGAAGUCUGAGGAAGCCAAGAAGUCUGCCGCUGCUACCACCACUAUAUGCGAUGAGGUCUGUGAAUCCAAAAAGUCUGCUGAAGCCACUCAGACUGCUACUGCCACUGUCACCACCACUACUGGUAAGGGUAAGGCUGCUACCUCUGGUUCCGCUGCUGGAUCCGCUGUCCCAACUACUGUGGCCCAAGUCACCAAGUCCACUGCAGUUGCCUCCCCAGCCAUUCACCAACAAACUGCCAACGGUGCCGUUAAGAAUGCUGCUGGUUUCGGUUUCGGUGUUCUAGCUGCGGCUGCUCUACUGUUGUAA
Molecule: messenger RNA, 1602 nt
Organism: Huiozyma naganishii CBS 8797
Lineage: Eukaryota; Fungi; Ascomycota; Saccharomycetes; Saccharomycetales; Saccharomycetaceae
Exons: 1
Coding region: 1-1602 (533 amino acids)
Source: RefSeq, a predicted model, not a curated record